AUGACAAAGAUUCCUAAGAAAUUGGAGUGGCUCGUGAUCAUUUACGACAAACCAUUCAAUCGGAGAUUGGCAUUCCGUGCUGAGCAUCUCCGGAAGGUGCCCGAAAAGGUAAAGAGUGGCGUUAUCACCAGUUGCGGCCCAGUGUUUGAGGAUGAAACAAAAUCGCGGUUUUUGGGAUCCAGCUUCACCAUUCAAGCAGAAAGUCGGUCACAAGUAUUGAGCAUUCUCAAGGAGGAUAUCUAUGCCCAGGAAAAUGUGUGGGACUUUGACAAUGUGGUGAUUCACCCCUACUCGCCCUAUUACCGAAGCAGACAAGAUGUGCCCCAAUAG
Clavispora lusitaniae ATCC 42720 is the source of this 330-nucleotide messenger RNA. RefSeq names its product YciI family protein. The record is from RefSeq and is a predicted model, not a curated record. Lineage: Eukaryota; Fungi; Ascomycota; Pichiomycetes; Serinales; Metschnikowiaceae.